Molecule: messenger RNA, 1400 nt
Organism: Tilletiaria anomala UBC 951
Lineage: Eukaryota; Fungi; Basidiomycota; Exobasidiomycetes; Georgefischeriales; Tilletiariaceae
Product: DUF171-domain-containing protein
Exons: 4
Coding region: 78-1361 (427 amino acids)
Source: RefSeq, a predicted model, not a curated record
GCCCUGGCAGCGUCACUGUUCUCCCGUUGAAGCUGGCUGCCCUGAUAUAGCACAGGCGAUCGGAAUACGAGCCAAAAAUGGCGGACUUGACGCAGCUCAAUCCACCCAAAAAGAAAAGCAAACCGAACAAUCACCAUCACGUUCAAGAUGCCGCACACUCAUCUAUUUUGGAUGAAGCGAAUCGCAAAGAGGCCGUAUCACCUUUCUACAGCCGCGUCAAUCCGCACAAACCGUCCGCUUUUUCUCUACCUAUCACUUCAUCACACGGCAGCCGCAAGCAUACUCUGAGCAUAGCACUGCCUGGCAGUAUCAUACUCAACUCGCAGUCUCCCGAGCUGCGUGCAAGGCUGGUCGCCCACGUUGCGCGCGCUGCCGCUAUCUUCAACGUGGAUGAGAUUGUCAUCUUCAAAGAAGGACAAAGGGCAAAAGAUACUGCUGUGCUCGAAAGUAGAGGCGGCUAUGGAAGAGGGCGGUACAGCAAGGGUGCAAGUAUCACCGAAGAGGAAGGUGGAACAGGCGAUUCGUACGAUGAGGAUGCUUUCAUGGCGAGAAUCCUGCAGUAUCUCGAAACGCCUCAGUAUCUCCGCAAGGUUUUAUUUCCCAUGCAUCCUGAUUUACGCUACGCUGGACUGCUACCGCCGCUAGACUUGCCGCACCAUUUGAGGAGGGAAGACCAGGCACGCUACCGUGAAGGGGUCAUCGUCAGCCCGAACGCCAAGAGCAGCUCCAAGCACAACAAGGACCCUAUGAAAAGUGGAAUGCAGGAAUGGCUGAUUGACGUGGGGCUUUGGGAUAACGUCCGUACGGAGGCACCGGUGAGCGCGGGCUUGGCGGCGGAUAUGCGUGUCACGGUCGAGAUGCCCAAGAAUGAGAGUGGUAAAGCAACACUUGUGUCCCCUCGCACGCCUGUCGAAAAGCAAGGCAUGUACUGGGGCUACUCUGUCAGACUCUGCGACUCGCUUUCCCAAGCGCUCAGCAGCUCACCCUGGCAAAGCGGGACAGACGCGAGCGGUGAUGGCGGCUACGACUUGGUCAUCGGCACAUCUGAGCGCGGGCAACCUGUCUCUCAGCUCUUAGCUCUGAGCGGUGGGGGGACGGGUGAUGCGGCAUGUGCAAGUAACGCGGGGAUACCUCCUUUCCAUCAUGCAAUGCUCGUCUUUGGCGGACUCAGUGGACUCGAGGUCGUGAUCGAGCAUGACAAGGGGAUACCCUUGGGUGCGGAUGAUGCACACGAGCUCUUCGACCUCUGGAUCAACGUCGCAGAGAACCAGGGCAGUCGGACGAUCAGAACUGAAGAAGCUGUACUCAUCGCGCUGUCGCGACUUGCGCCUGCUCUCGAGACGGCUGGCAGGAAGGUGUAACGACUCAUCUUGAUUUGUCUUAUGUAUCGUAAUGCCUAU